GAUACUCAGACAGCAGAGCAAGGGGCAGAGCAGAACGAUGGAGAGGUGGCUGGAGCUUCAGGGCUCCAGGGGCAGGGCAGCGUGGCAUUUAGAAUGGAGAAGUGGAGUCACGUUAAAGGGGACGGGGGAUUGCCAGCAGCGUGUACGUGGAUCGUCGUGACUGUUUGGCUUUCAUGGAGCGCAUCGGCAACCUGAACCGCCUGCUGCUGGGAGCCCUGCUUCUGUGGAGGCUGACGCUGCGUGCCACAACUCAAGAGAUGCUGGCUCCACCUGGACAGGUGAGGUUCGAGUCCACAGACUUCAAGAACAUCCUGCACUGGGCCGCGCCCACAAACAGCUCCCACCUGCAGUACCACGUCCAGCUUAAGAUUUACGGCGAGCUGGACUGGCUGAACGUCAGCCACUGUCAGGGCAUCCCGAGGCACCACUGUGACCUCAGCGGCGCCACCUCCGACGUCAGAGAGUGGUACUACGCCCGGGUGCGAGUGUCGUGUGCGGCCAGCGGCAGCAAAUCGGCCUGGGCCAUGUCCCGCAGAUUCAGCCCCCGCUGGAACACCAAAAUCAGCCCCCCCUCAGUGAGGCUGAACUCGACCAAGCAGGGCCUUGUGGUCCAAGUGAAAGCCUCCAGAGUGCUGAUGCGCAAGGUGCACAGCGGUGUGGACAACAACAUCUACGUCGUUCACCCCGGCGGACAGGAGGAGGUUUACGAGGUGGCGAGCGGCUCCAAGCUGACUCUGACAGAGGUGAAGCCCAGGACACACUACUGCGUCCAAGCACAGACCGUCGUCCCCCGGCACAUGAAGAGCAGCGAUCGCAGCGCCGCCAAGUGCAUCACCACAGACUGAUCACACGCAGGUCCGCUUCUGCACCACAGAGAUGUUAUGUCUGUGAGAACGCGCCUGAUGGGUUUCCUUCUUCUUCUUCUGCAGACACCGGUUGACUCAAGCCGUCUCGUCAUUUCAGUCCUCACCCCUACCUCCACGGCCUGCAGUCACGGGUGUCUGAACUCGGAAAACUGGUGCGAUUGAUCGAAUCUCUCGAGGAGCAUAUGUUAUUUAAAGUCUGUUGCUACACUUGAAACUUUCUAAAUUGACAUUUUAGAGCAUUUUCUGCUGAGGAUCACUGUGAAAUCGAUUUCUUUGAGACGUUGUUUUUGUGAUUACGUUUGUUGUUUUUGUGUUGUUUUUUUUGCUGAAGCGAAACAUGGAGACUGUUUUAUCUACUUAAAUAUUUAUGCACAAGUUUAACCUAUUUUGAGGAAGCAAACCUUUAACAUUGUGUUUUUAUCUCAAACAAACGAGAACGAAUGAAUGUUCCUGUACAUUUUGGACACGGCGUUUAAACAGAAUAAAGACUGCCAGAGCUUCUGUUUGAGAUUAAAAACUGGUGAUGUUUUAUACCUCAUGUUUGUCCUGCAUGCAUCAACUCACUAAUAAAAGGAUCCAAUUUCCUCUUUUAAAAGUCAAUUUGUUUGUGUGUUCAAUUGUUGUGCUGCUGAAAGGUCAAAAUCGUCCUGCAGAGGGGUUUUUAUCGUGGAACGCUCUCGUGUUUUGUCACAAAGCUGGUUGUGUUUUAGUACAAUUAAAAAAUAAAAAAUAAAAUAAAGAGGGCGACACUAGGCUUGAUGUAGACUUUAUUUAAAACGUUGACAAACAUGAUAACUCUUGAUCGAUCAGGCAUGACAUAACCAAUACUGUCGGGAUAAACACACGCGGCUCACUGGAGCAGAUCUGAACCCAGUCGGUGUGAUCAGGUGUCUUCAAAAAGAAAGACAGAAGAUCUACACGGUUUGAUCUCUUCGCAGGCCUCUACGCUUCGUCUCCUUCGUAUAGCAGCAGGUUGCAUUAGUGGCUUUUGGGUCUGAACGCAGAAAAAUAUCAUUUCAAAUCCGGUCCCCAUCGCUGCCGUGGAAAAAGCGUCUCAGGAAUGUGGGAGAAAACAUUCGCGACAGAGCGGCGCGUUAUUUACAGACGGUUCUGAAAAACUGAAGGGAAACCGGCUCGUGGACAGCACCUUGGAAGAGUUUAAGAGUCGGAUACUUCACGUUCUACGAAAACUAAAUAAAAAAUAUAAAAAAUAAUCAAGACGCACGCACACAUCGGGAAGACAUUUACACCGUCUGGUAGCUCAGACGCUUCUCUGAGUUCAUCCUUUAGCCCUUCUCUAGGAAACUCAGUAAGACAACGAGAGAAACAAGUGAAGAGAGGCGUACGCACUUUUCAGUUAAGGUUAAAAACCGAUUCAGAGCUCUGGAGCUCGUAGAAAAGGCCUGGAGAGCGAAGCCUGCUGGAAGAGAGAGAGAGAGAGAGACCUUCACAAGUCCUGAGGAAGCAAGUAGUCCAAAAUAAAAUAAAAUUCAAACGUCUCCAGACUUCUCUGAGCGCGAUGGGACGAGUUUGUUCAGAUGACAAGACAUAUCUUUACGUUUAAAUAGACUUCACGAUGCGAAGCGGAUACAACUGAAUGCGGGAGUUGCUGAAUGUAACAGUUCAACAGGUUUAUUCAGGUGAAAUGCUUUUGGAUUAAAAGGCACUGGCUUUACCGGGCGCACUUUAAAAAACAGCUGCGUUCAGGAAUGUGUAGGAACAACACGAGUCCCUCAAUAAAACAGCCCGACUUCAAACGGUGAUUUGUUUCAGUAACUCAAUUCAAAAGGUAGAACUUGUGUUAAACAGAUUCCUUGCUUUGAUGACUACGGCUUAAAGCUAAUGGAAGUAUAACAUUUCUUGAGAUUUUGAAACUAUUGCAUAAGACCAAUAAUAAUAAUAAUAAUAAAAAAAGGACUGAUGUGAACACACACCAUAGGAUCCACUCAAAAGGUCACUGCUAACGGAGCUGCCUGUUCAAUGGAUAUUAAUGGAAAGUUGAGUGGAGGGAAAAGUGUGGCAGUGCGGAAAAAGAUGAAAAAGUAACAGCUGAGAAAGGGUUGUGAAGCCAUGUGGAUACAGAUGUCAUCUUCCAGCAGAACUUGACUUCUGCUGAAACCGCCAGUAACCAUGGCAACACUGCGACUGACGCCCCUGCGAACUGGUCUGACCUGAACCCCACAGAGAAGCUGUGGAGUGAUGUCAAGAUGAAUUAAGUGUAUAAAUAAACCGUACAGCACACAGACUGAUAGUUAGACUGAUGUUUCUGCUUUCCAAAUCCUUAUGGGAUAUUUCUGAGACGUUUCCUGAGCUCCAGGCCACAAUCAUCAAAAUUUUAAACAAAAGCCAGAGUGUGUGUGUGUGUGAGUGAGAUGACUCUGCAAGAGUUGCACUCUUUGAAUUCCCCAUUACAGAGGCAGCUCACGUGUUCAUGUUUCAGCCAAUCAGCUCUCGUUGGGUUACUGCUUUGAUUAAACUGAUGUGAAAAAUCUGCUUUAGUGUGCCGAGAACCAGAAAAAAACAAUACAAACAAAAAACAUCUAUAAAUACAUAAGCAACAACAUUUUUCUUUUCUUUUCAUUUUUUUUUUUACAAGAAUAGAGUCCAUGUCUGCUUUGUAAGACUUCCAGUGAUUUUCUACCUGCAUCUCUAUAAUCUUCAGGCCGUUCUGGGUGGAGCAGCAGAUGCUUCAGCUCUAGUCCUGAUAAUGUAACCUGUCCCUACUGCACAGACUGAGCUGACAGUCGCAAAACAUGUUUGCAAUAGAAAACAACAGCAGCAUUAGGCUGACGGUGGGUAAAAAGUCAUAUUUA
This is a messenger RNA of Gambusia affinis (western mosquitofish), 3679 nucleotides long. RefSeq names its product interleukin 22 receptor, alpha 2 (gene il22ra2). NCBI's taxonomy places the organism in Eukaryota, Metazoa, Chordata, Actinopteri, Cyprinodontiformes, Poeciliidae. Bases 174 to 845 code for a protein of 223 amino acids. The transcript is spliced from 6 exons. Gene Ontology annotation, molecular function: protein binding. The record is from RefSeq and is a predicted model, not a curated record.